Messenger RNA from Macroventuria anomochaeta, 699 nucleotides. Its product is annotated as V-type ATPase. Gene Ontology annotation, molecular function: proton-transporting ATPase activity, rotational mechanism. The record is from RefSeq and is a predicted model, not a curated record. Gene Ontology annotation, biological process: proton transmembrane transport. Bases 36 to 383 code for a protein of 115 amino acids. Gene Ontology annotation, cellular component: vacuolar proton-transporting V-type ATPase complex. The transcript has 6 exons. NCBI's taxonomy places the organism in Eukaryota, Fungi, Ascomycota, Dothideomycetes, Pleosporales, Didymellaceae.
UCGAACCUUCACCGCAUACCUCCCAAUACCUCAAGAUGUCCGCCCAAAAUUCCGCGGGAAUUCAGACGCUGCUUGACGCCGAGCGCGAGGCACAGAAGAUUGUUCAGCAAGCCAGAGAAUACCGCACAAAGCGAGUAAAGGACGCACGAAGCGAGGCGCAGAAGGAGAUCGAGGAGUACAAGAAGGAGAAGGAGACAGAGUACCAGAAGUUCGAGAAGGAGCACAGCUCCGGCAACAAGAAGGCUGAGGAUGAUGCAAGGAAGGACACAGACGCCAAGGUUAAGGAGGUCGAGGACCUGGGCAGUAAGUCAGGCAGCAAGGUCGUCGAGCAACUGAUCAACGCCGUCACGAACGCCGACCCCAAGCCACCGCGCAAGGAUUAAGCAACACCAUCACGUACGCCAAACGAGCACCUCACCUGCGCUAACUGCAAUGACGUUACGUCGCGGAUGGUCUAGGCGGUAUGCCUGGAGUAAGGCGAAAUGUCCUGUACAUGUCCAUCGAUCUUCUUGCUGAAAACGGUGGUUUCGAAGACCAAGCAAUAGACGUCCCAGUUUCAAGCGAGCUUUCUUCUCAUCAAACGAGUCAAUGAGUAGCCCGCCUUUUCGCAGUGUCAUAAUUUUGUGUCUAUGCCUUGCAUCACUCCCUACAUCUACAUCUACACCUGAAGAUCAACACAAGACAAUGAAUGGACUGCGC